GCAUCUUCCCGUGCAUCCCUGGGAGGGGACAGAGAUGCAGUGUCACCCAUUGAGCCAGUAGUCUUCAAAGCACAGUUCAAGAUGGUGACACGGGGCCCCAUGACCAGGCUGUGUGUAGGUCAGCAAAGGCAGUGUGCUCAGCUUAUGCUUCAGAGGGGCAAGUCAUCACAGUGCCAAAGCCAGGGAGAGAAGGGUGAUUUUUUUUUUUGACAUCCUUUGGAGUUUUGAUCUCCAUAUUUGGAAAUGUUUACCCAUUGCUCUGAUCUAUUGCAAGGGAGGGGAGGUGACUCAGGGUCUGGUGGAAGCAGGAUUUGAAUUCCUGUAGUAAGGUUUUUUUUUUUUUACCCCCCCCCUUUCUUGUUUUGGAAGCUUGUUGUGGUCAGUUUUCAGUUCUCUCUUGCUCCUGGACCUUGUUCUAAAUUUGAUCUGCUCGAGAGGGAAGCGUGUUAAUGAAGGAGCUUGCCUGGAUGCUGAGUACUUUGUAACUGGGGUGUGCCUGAAUGCAUCAGCCUUUGGAUGUGAGCAUCUUCUCUUGAAACAGUCUCGUGAUACCCAACUGCCUGCUCUCUCGGGAGAUCCCUUGGAAGAACCUGUCUGUACGUCCGUCUGGGUGCCUGAAGGGGCUGCUUUGCUUCCAGAUCUGAACCAUGUCCCACCCAUCCUGGCUGCCACCCAAGAGUACCAAUGAGCCUGUUGGUCACGUUACUGCAAGGAUGGAGACCACGCACACCUUUGGGACUCCCAGCAUCUCGGUGUCCACCCAGCAGACUCCAAAGAAGUUUGCACCUGUCGUUGCCCCCAAACCAAAGUACAACCCAUACAAGCAACCGGGAAGUGAUGGGGACUUUCUUCCUCCCCCGCCACCUCCUGUGGAUGACCUCGGGAAUAUCACAUCACCACAAGGUGCCUUUCCUCCCCCACCCCCUCUGGAUGAUGUUACUUACAAUGUACAGGUGAAUCCUGGUGGCAAGACGCUUGAAGAGAGGCGGUCCAGUUUAGAUGCAGAAAUUGACUCUCUGACCAGCAUCCUGGCCGACCUGGAGAGCAGCUCUCCAUACAAACCUCGGACCCAACAGGUCUCUGGGACCUCGAGCAGCUCCGCCGCCACCACCCCAUCCGUGUCCACCCCUGUUACUGGCCACAAGCGGAUGAUCAUCCCCAACCAGCCUCCGCUGACCGCCACCAAGAAGUCCACUGCCAAGGGCCCGGGGCAGCCGGCGCCCAUCCCGGUCACUCCUGUGGGCACCCUGAAACCGCAGCCCGUGCCGGCCUCCUACGCCACGGCCUCCACGCCCAGCCGCCCGGCCUUCAACGUCCAGGUGAGGACGGCGCAGCCCAGCCCGCACUACCAGCCGCCUGGCCCGCAGCCCACGCACUAUGGCAGCCUGGGGCCCAGCCAGCCCUACGCGGCCCCGCCGUCCCGGCAGCCCUCUGCCCCGCAGUACGGAGCGCCACAGCCCCACGGGCCCGACUACGGCUACGCUCCACCACCCGCCCGGCCUGCGGAGCCUGCCUAUGGAUAUGCACCUCCGCAGGGCCGCUACCAGGACCCCUACUACGGGGGGUACGGGGGAAGGAAUGGCUCUGAAGCGCCCUACGUGCCACAGAGCUCCUGGAAGGCUGAGCCAGCAUAUCCUGCCAGUAACGCCAUGGGCCAGGCUCCUCCUGGGCUCUACCAACCGCCAGGCAGUAAGAAGACCUAUAUCACCGACCCGGUGCUGGCCCCACAGCCACCCACUCUGCAGCAGAAGAGUGGAUAUCCAAGCUCUGGACCUGCUUCAAGCACUCCUGCCUUCAGGCCUGAGGAUGAGCUGGAACAUCUGACCAAGAAAAUGCUGUAUGACAUGGAGAAUCCUCCCUCUGAUGAAUACUUUGGCUGCUGUGCCCGCUGUGGGAAGAAUGUUGUUGGAGAAGGCACCGGUUGCACGGCCAUGGACCAGGUCUUCCAUGUGGAGUGUUUCACCUGCAUGACGUGCAAGAGCAAGCUGAGGGGACAGCCUUUCUACGCAGUGGAGAAGAAAGCCUACUGUGAACCCUGCUAUAUUAAUACACUGGAGCAAUGCAGUGUCUGCGCAAAGCCCAUCAUGGAAAGGAUCCUCCGAGCCACUGGGAAGGCCUAUCAUCCCCACUGUUUCACCUGUGUGAUGUGCCAUCGCAGCCUGGAUGGGAUCCCCUUCACUGUGGAUGCUGGCGGGAACAUCCACUGCAUCGAGGAUUUCCAUAAGAAAUUUGCCCCAAGAUGUUCUGUGUGUAAGGAGCCCAUCAUGCCGGCCCCAGGGCAAGAGGAGACUGUUCGCAUUGUUGCCUUGGAUCGUGACUUCCAUGUCCAGUGCUACCGAUGUGAGGACUGUGGUGGCCUCCUGUCUGAAGGGGACAAUCAGGGCUGUUACCCUCUGGAUGGGCACAUCCUUUGCAAGACCUGCAACUCUGCUCGGAUCCAGGCUCUGACUGCCAAGGCCAGCACUGAUCUCUGAGUAUCAACUGUGACCCUCCCCAGGAUGCCCAUCGGGGGAUAUUGCACAAGCUUUGCAUGAUUUCUUUCCAGUCUAGGGUCUGAAUCUCUAUUUAAAAAAAAAAAAAAAGAAAAGAAAAAAAAAAAAAAAAGUAAAACUGGAAGGCCUUGGAACAAGAGGGCAGCUUGAGAGGCCAUGUUCAGACUGCCUGUGACAAGCAUCUAAUUUAGACACAACUGUUCAGUAGGGCAGUGAGU
Empidonax traillii (willow flycatcher) is the source of this 2710-nucleotide messenger RNA. It is a transcript of the gene LPP, whose product is annotated as LIM domain containing preferred translocation partner in lipoma. Lineage: Eukaryota; Metazoa; Chordata; Aves; Passeriformes; Tyrannidae. The record is from RefSeq and is a predicted model, not a curated record. Gene Ontology annotation, cellular component: focal adhesion; stress fiber. The transcript has 12 exons. Bases 648 to 2474 code for a protein of 608 amino acids. Gene Ontology annotation, biological process: cell-cell adhesion. Gene Ontology annotation, molecular function: protein binding.